AUGCAUAUUAACCGGGCUUUCACGAAAGUGAGUGUGGGAUAUGAUCUGCUACAUGUUCGAAAGGCAUGGGAGGAGAAAUCCCUAGGCGAAGGAGGGAGGGCGCUGGAGAAGUUCCGCUUCAACCUGGAGAGGAAGGACUGGACUUUGGGAUGGGAUUACGGCGAGGAGGGAAUUACCAUCAAGUACUUGUUCGAUCAAGAGACGAAGACGCACUUCGUAUUGACUGAGGCCCAGCUGGAUUUCGAGUGCUACUGGACAUUUCGACAAUAUCAAGACCACGCCAUGCCGGCCACUACCGAUUGGUUCUCGGAUAUGAAGGAAUACACAAUCAUUCAGCGACUAACGGACGCCUGCUAUGUGGUACACCAGGUGACAAAGCCUAAACUUGGAGGCUUCUUCGCUAGUCGGGACAUGGUCCUUCUCACCUAUUUCGACAAGAUCGAGGACACGCAUUUCAUAUUCUUCAGGAACACCGAAUGGCCCGGCCUGGAACCGAGGGACGGUGUGGUCAGCAACCCCUGGCCUGACAACACCACCUGGUGGCUGGCCGCGGACCCACCCAACCCCAAGACCUCCACACCACCUUACAACCCCAAGACCUGGAACCAAGACCUGGACUUCAACAACCUCUGA
Darwinula stevensoni is the source of this 633-nucleotide messenger RNA. Lineage: Eukaryota; Metazoa; Arthropoda; Ostracoda; Podocopida; Darwinulidae. The record is from the annotation of a GenBank genome assembly.